GAAGUAAAAUGUUCCCGCCUUGCCACUGGUGUGGCGGUGUGCAGAGACUUAUCCACGUGAUGAGCAUUAAUCCAUGUUAGAAUUUACCAUUAACAGGUCAUUUCGACUGAAGGGGAGCAAAGUCUGACUAGGUGAUGUCGAGAUAACAAAAGUGGAUGGACGAUUGGAAUCUCCUCUUAAACUGGGUACUUCGUCCCUUAAGUUGAUCACCCCACGGCCGCUACAUAUACACUGGGAACGAGGUAAAGGACCGUGUCAGUUAUCUCGAUGCGAUUGCGUGGUACGGGAUCCACACGUGUCAGCAUCCAGCCCGAUGAAAGCCUUACGUAUUAGGAAUGACUGAUAUGAACUUUGUGCUCGAUUGUUAUUGGGAACUUUUUAAAACCUUCUGAGUCUCCAGGUCAGUACUGAGUGCCAAACUGACAAGGUAUAUGUACCGGAGCCUUUGAUCUUCUUGUUAACACUGUCCGAAACAUGUUCGGCGGUGAUUGCUAUUACUACUGACUGGUGAAUGGAAUAUAAUGGUACCAUAGUCCUUUCUCUAUGGUGGAACUGAGUGGCAGAACAAUCAACUCUUCAACCGGCAAAAGUACAGUACAAACCAAAAUAGGUUAUUGGUUGUCGAUUCGUUUGGAACAGUAUUAUUAAAAUAAAAGGUGACAACAAUUAAUUGGGGCAAGAGAACACUAGAGGGCCAGUCGUGUUCGAAACAACAAAAGGUUGACAACAAUGGAAACAAUAGGGAGCAGUUAGAACGAGUUGUGUUGAUUCCAGACCGAGCAGAAGAUCUACUGGUGAUCUUCAGGCACCCUAACAGUCUCAUUUUCACUGUUACCAUUGUUACCAUAGACAAUCGUCAAGUGGGCGACACUAAACUUUGACGCUUCAUAUUCAAAUAAGGCACUCAAUAGCAACCAUGAUUAACAAGUCACGCCAAUCACUUGCCAACAUAGUCCCUCCGCUAAGCAGCCUGGGUCAUCGCCAAGGUUCACAGGGCGACAUCAGCCGGGCGCUCUUCGGUAAGGUGAAGGGAGUUGGCGGUGGGCGAAGAGGCUCUGCGAUGGCCGUGAUGCAGCGUGCCGAGUACAACGAGACUGCUAUAAAAUCACAACAGGUGUUGGGCUUACGGAAUGAUGAUUGGAACAGCGUACAGAAGAAGGUUCUGUCACUCUUUCGAGGAGGCAGACUUGCACCAGGGGAACUGGACGACUUGAAUGAGCAAGUUAGAGCUGCUUUGAAAUCGGAAAUUGGUGAAUUCAUAACUGAUUACUACAAGAAAAAUCUUUUGCGACGAGGACUGGAUGUGAUGUACGGAGCCAUAAUAACUGAGGAUGGACCUAAACUUCUCGCAAGCCUCGCCAAGCAAUGGACGAAAUUCUUCUGUGAAAUUCUGCCCACACUUAGAGCAAUAUUCUGUCCGGUUCAAGUGAGCACGACGAGAGGUUUAACGAUUCUGCAGCUGAGUUUAUUGGGAUUUCGAGACCACAUCGUUUUGAAGCUGCACACUCUAAAAGAUGCUCUUUCGGCCGAUAGAUCCGCUGUUCCCAAUGAAAUAGUACAGAUGCUACUCCACCUUCAGAGCGUACGAGAGAGCGGGUACCCGUCAGAAGAACACCUCCAUAUUGAAUCUCUUGUUGCUAAGGUGGUAUGCCCCUACCUGGGUACCAGGGGGCUUUACUUUGGGGGCGACGAACCGUCCGUAGCUGCGAAGAUACAACCGAUGAUGUGUGAAAGUUCACGGAGACGACAAGAGAACGGCCGAGGGCGCUCUAGACCAACCAGCUUGCAAUUCACAGAACCGACCGUCACGUCCAGGUCGACGGACAUGCUGUCCUCUCCCACCCACACCCCAACGAUGUCACCUCGUGAGCACUCGGCAAGUCUCGGCGCUAUCCGAAGGUCGCCGAACUCGCGCAGAAGAGGGAGUCACGUACUCUCAUCGCUUGAAACGCUACUAGAGGACGAGAAGAAACGAACGUACGAAAUGACUGACCACGAAUGCUGACGUCAGACCCGAUGAACUUUCAGAAAAUUAUUCGCCAAUUACAAAUUCCCAAACGGAACUGAGGGGAUCCAUCGGGCUGGACCCGAAACAAGGCCGAGUAUAUUGCAAAGAACUGUUUCUUCCAAAGAUUGUUAUUGCACCGCGGCAUGAAACUUCUGAGGGCGUAAGUGAAAAAGACGGUAUUUUUCUUAACAUGAAAAUAAUUGUAGUUUUGGUACGAAGGAAAGUUUGACUUGUUGUAGGAAUUCGGCACUGCUUUGUGUAGUAUUACAAUAGUGAAGACGGGCACAUCAUAGGUAAAACCAAACACAAGAGUUCACAAAAUUAAUGUUACGAUCGAUCAAUAUGUAUCUGUAUUCCCCAGUUGGGCAACAAACUGUCAGUGAUUAUACCAUAAGGAAGUGUAUCAUAAAAGGAAAUCACAAUGAUUGUGUAUACGGGGCAAUUUACAAGGUUAUUACAAUGUUAGCAUUCGUGAUCUACGUAACAAUAUUUCACUGCAAAGACUGGUUCCCACACCGUUGCAGCAAUGUUUUCCUAAACAGCUUCGAAAAUUAUACAAGUGCUCUCCGAGGGAACCAUUAAUUCACAGGGGUAGUUCGGACGCUUGCAGUAGGAGACACGAUGUUUUUUGUGUAAAUAGGGACAAUACCGCAUGCGGCGCGAACUUUGCAAUGAGGAGUUGAUACGUGAAUGUAAUUUGACAUUGUUUCAGUUGGCACACAGAAAAUGUGAAGUUUCUUUGGCAAAUACUGGUCCGUAUUCUAUGUAGAGCAAAUUUUGUCUCGUGAAAUUUGCGCUGUGUUCCUGUUCAAAGUUAACCUGCUUGUUAUUAAAACAUUCCACGAAAGUUGUAGCUGUAGAAGAAAAUCACGGUGAGCCAGCUUAGACAAAAGUGAGACUUUCCAGAUACAAUCAAUAGAGGGGGUACUCACUAUUACUAGCAAUGUACACUACAAUCGGCAAUAUAUUGCCUGCGCGCCUGCUACCUACUUUACAAACCACUACAUUAAACCAUUGGGUCAUUGACCAUCAAAAUAUGGAACUAAAUCCAGAAAAUUCCGGUGAUAAAAUACCUAAACUUCAAAAACAAUCACUUGCCAUAGCUGCUAUUCAAUUUCCCUGCCACUCAGUUGAUUGAUGGUCCUUUAAAUUAUGAGAAAUUUCCGUUAUGAAGUGUAAAUAUUCAAUUGUAUUCAAAGAUUUAUUGUGAAUAGAAAUGAAUGACUAAAUGUAAAUUUUGUGAAGCAAAUCAAGACAAAGUAUAAAGCAAUCUCGCCCCAGGGCAGAGUUGUUGUUGUCGAAUUAUUUGGGGUUAUUAUGGGGUAUUCCGUAACUCACCAACUUCUUGUGAAAACGUUCCUCCAUCAGUUUGACUUGACAAGGCCGGCCCAUUAGCGCAGCAGCAGCAGCAGGCUGGAGGUAUAUGCACUGCCGAGCUCCUCUCACACACAAUGUAGAAUGUUCACAACUCCAACACACUCUUUUCCUCCUGUGUGCCUAGAGAAGUACUCCCUAAGCCUGAAAGUCCUCUUAAGAAUAGAUUUCCAGAAAACAACGAAGAUGCCACCAGCAGACGAAGUUAUCCGCCCAAUCAUAUUAAAACCUUCGGUAACUUUAAUUGAUUGUUGUGUGCGCGCAUGUGCCGGGUAAAGAUUCAAUGCCGCUGAUGUUGAAUACUGCCCUCUUUUGUCAAUGUUGCGAAAUUGGUAAAAUGAUUUAGGCAGACCUUUUUUUAAAGUCACUUGCUAUAUUUGUGUAAUCCAUUGCACAUAGUGAGGUUUUCUGAACAAACUUUAACCAUCCACCAUAGAGCUAGAGCAAGGACGACACUCGCAUAAUGCUGUCAGUCUCAUAAAAAUGAAAUACAGAAGUACUCCCUAAACCUAAAAACCUAUUUUCUAAAAAAUGAAAUAAUAUUAACUUUUACUAACUCAAUUUCUUAUAAUAAAAAGUCCUCCACUUUAUUUAUCCUCAAAAUGCGAGCUUGUAACAAUAUAGAACACAAAUUUUUUAGUAUUUUUAUAUCUUUUUGUUGUUGUAACUAAAGCCAACAACAAUUAUAAUAAAACAAUGGGAACAGAGGUUUAACAACGUUUUGAAAUAUGUGUGCAUUGUCUUCAUCAAUGGUCGCCACUGUUAACUGUCUGUACGGUUUGUGCUGGUAUACUGCUCUUUUUUGCUAAGCAGAAAAUUAUGAAAUAAUAUUUUCUGCUGAAGUAACUCUUUGGAAUAUGGUUAUUGGGACACAACUCUAUGACAUUUUUCUGUUUGGGUAGGAUAGCCUGGGCCCCACUCCGUAGAGCUAGCUGCACACAAUUUCGACAGAAUGGUAAGUUUGCCUCUUUUCAGAAAUCUUAAGACGCGGGGAGAUAGGUGAAAAAUCCUUUAAAAAUCAUGGUCAAUCACAUAAAGCCUGAUCAUGUAAUGAAUUACACAUAAUUAGUUUGCCCUGAAACGUGAAUGAAUUUUCUUAAGAAUCUGAUUAGAGAUUGUCUGGAACUUGUUUUUUCGAUGGUGCAAUAAAUAAUUUCAAUAAAAACAAUGUACUGAUGAUUGAAUUGAUUUGGUAAGAUUAUCGCAGUGCGUACUAAAUAAAAGUAAAACUUUGCUGAAACAGCUACAAACUUUAAGAACACAUUUGAUAUAUAGUGAUGGAAUUUAAAGAUGUUUGAAAUACUGAAAGACAAAACUGCAACUGGAGUUAUAUGAAACGUGAAUAUCAUUUUGAAAGAUCAUAUAAUUUAAGUAUAUAACUAAGCUAUGGUGCCUUGUUUAUAGUAGGUGCGCAAUAUAAAACUUUGAUUUCAUUAUUAUUAUUUAUUAUUAAGUCAGGCCUAACAUUAGUAUGACUUCAAAAAUGCUUGCCUUUCUAAUUUUAGGUGAAUGGUUACAAUAUCCACAACUGAUUGAUUGAGAAUCAUUAAAACCAUUUAAAAUAUAA
Messenger RNA from Asterias rubens (European starfish), 4949 nucleotides. RefSeq names its product proline-rich protein 5-like. The transcript is spliced from 9 exons. Gene Ontology annotation, cellular component: TORC2 complex. Gene Ontology annotation, biological process: TORC2 signaling. The record is from RefSeq and is a predicted model, not a curated record. Lineage: Eukaryota; Metazoa; Echinodermata; Asteroidea; Forcipulatida; Asteriidae. The coding region runs from base 917 to 2005 and encodes 362 amino acids.